GUUCCGGGCAGCCCAACGCAAUGCCCUUGCGCCUGCUGCCAUCCGCCACACCCUACCCUCAAUCACCUUUGAAACGCUACCGAACGCUCACGCUCAACUACAAUGCCGUUCCGAGCGUACUUAGCCGACUACGAGAGGAGACAUGGGCCAGUGACUGACCACACUGGCUACAGUGGUGGCGGGGGUGGCGUGGACACAGGACGGGAUGUCCGGGAACGGGAAGAGCUGGCGUUCAGGAUAUUGGCGUCAUUGCCGAGAUCCAGCCUUGCGGUGCUCCAGCAUAGGAUUGAGCCGCUGCUGAAGUUGGACAUUGUCGGGUUGUUGCCGACAGAGGUCGCACUCGAAGUAUUCUCGUACCUGCCCUACCAAUCGCUCCUCACGUGUGCUCUUGUGUGCACGCGGUGGCGCGUUUUAGCAGACGACCAAACUCUUUGGAAGAGCCUAUGUCUGGAGCGAAAAUGGGAAUGGCGCGUCCGCCCGGAUGCGCAUGAAACCGGCGCAAGAAGCCCCCCCGGCGAGCAUGUCGAAUCAGAUUUGGAUGACGAGGGGAUGGGAGACGAAGAGGACGAUGACCUCAUGCACGUCGACGACUCUGGAUUCGCAUCCAUGGAUAUCAACGGACAUGACACAGUUCGCGUCGGCCUACCGUCGACUUCCUCAUUCUCAGCAACUGCCCAUCUAUCCCUAACCAUCAAUUCCUCUCACACACUCCCCGAUCUCCUCGCUGGCCCGUCGAGGGGUAGAAUGCAAUCCCCUCGUGAACGCCACUCCGCCCCAUCACUCCUGCAUACUUCCGCGGUUCAGAAACUUGCUCUCGCGUCUCCGCCAAAUCCCGAUCCAAAGCCAGACUACAAGACCCUGCACCAGACGCACGUCAAGCUCAGGAAUCGUUUCACGACCGGCCAGUACACGCUCUCGAACUUGCAAACGCGCGGCACCCCCAACGGGCAUACGAACACGAUAUACUGCCUGCAGCUGUAUACGUACCCCGAGAGCGGCACGCAGGUGCUCUUCACGGGCUCCAAAGACCGCACCGUGCGCGAGUGGGACCUCCAGACAGGCGCGGUGAUCCGCGUGCUCGAGGGCGCGCACGAGAGCUCGGUGCUGAGCAUCUGCGUGCACCGCGGCCUCCUCGCCAGCGCGAGCAGCGACAGAUGCGUCGUCGUGUGGGACCUGGCGCACAACAAGGUGAUUAGGACGAUCCGCGACCAUGAGGAUAGCGUCCUCUGUGUGCGCUUUGACGACAAGAGACUCGUGUCGUGUUCCAAAGACAGGACGGUUCGGACAUACCUCUUCCCGCAUCUAGGGCAGCAGCAUGUGCUUAGUGCGCACCGCGCCGCGGUGAACGCCGUCUCAAUCGCGAACAAGCACAUCAUUUCCGUUUCUGGAGAUAGGUCGCUCCGACUUUGGGACGCGGACACUGGGGCGUGCCUACGCACGUUUGAGAACCAUCACCGCCGUGGGAUCGCAAGCAUUGACUACAAGCAUCCAUUUGUGCUGUCCGGAUCAUCCGAUAAACACAUCCGGCUACUUGAUGUCUCCACUCUGCAGGGUUGGUCGACCAACCCUGCCGUGACGGACAAACCGGCGGCGCCUGGUGGCCUUGGGCGUACUGUCUCGGUUGUCUGCGAGUCUUGCGGAAGCAGUACCUCUGCUGGAGAGCCUUCUCAGCCUCCGCGUCGGCGCGCGCACGAAGAUCUCGUGCGCAGCGUUGCCCUUAGCUCGGAUCUCGUCAUCAGUGGGAGUUACGACUUCACCGUCAAGGUUUGGGAUCGAAAGACGGGCGCACUUGUUGCCGACCUCGCCGGGGGGCAUACGGGCCGCAUCUUCUGCGUGGGGUCUGAUUGCACGAAGAUCGUCUCCUGUGGUGAGGACCAGAGGAUAUGCAUAUGGGACUUCUCGCAUGGGAUCGAUACGUCAUACCUCAAGCUCUGAUUAUGCGGCCUGCGACAUUGGCCUUCUGGCGUUGGCACGGAUCGGUGUCGCUCUCGCCCAUUGUUGUACUGUACUCCCGGGAUACUGAAUGUCUGGACUAUCCACACGCUCAUUGACAGUAGC
Dichomitus squalens LYAD-421 SS1 is the source of this 2058-nucleotide messenger RNA. Its product is annotated as WD40 repeat-like protein. Gene Ontology annotation, molecular function: protein binding. The coding region runs from base 103 to 1935 and encodes 610 amino acids. The record is from RefSeq and is a predicted model, not a curated record. NCBI's taxonomy places the organism in Eukaryota, Fungi, Basidiomycota, Agaricomycetes, Polyporales, Polyporaceae. The transcript has 8 exons.